AUUGCAUAAUUUUAAGACAAUUUUCUGAUUUUCAAUUUUUGCUUCGGUGGUGGGUGAGUGAGAGAUGGGCCAAGAAUCGUUCAUAUACAGCUUUGUGGCUCGGGGAACUAUGGUACUGUCGGAGUACACGGAGUUCACCGGAAACUUCCCGGCGAUUGCGGUUCAGUGUCUGCAAAAGCUGCCAUCUUCGAACAACAAGUUCACUUACAACUGUGAUCACCACACUUUUAACUUCCUUCUCGAGGAUGGUUAUGCUUAUUGUGUUGUUGCCAAAGACUCGGUUGGCAAGCAAAUUUCCAUUGCAUUUUUGGAACGUGUAAAAGCAGAUUUUAAGAAAAGAUAUGGCGGUGGUAAAGCAGAUACAGCUGUUGCAAAGAGUCUGAAUAAAGAAUUCGGACCUGUUAUGAAGGAGCACAUGAAGUAUAUAAUCGAGCAUGCAGAUGAAAUCGAGAAACUACUAAAAGUCAAGGCUCAGGUCUCAGAAGUCAAAAGCAUUAUGCUCGAGAAUAUAGACAAGACUAUUGAACGAGGGGAGAACUUGACUAUACUUACCAACAAGGCAGAAGAUCUACAUAAUUCGGCCAAACAAUUCAAGAAACAGGGGACAGAAAUCCGUCGCAAGAUGUGGUAUCAGAACAUGAAAAUAAAGUUGGUCGUACUAGGAAUCAUCGUCUUUUUGGUACUCAUAAUCUGGCUUUCUGUUUGCCACGGCUUCGACUGCACCAACUAGCAUAUCUUUCGCUCAGAACUGGACCGACUCGAUUCACUUCCAGACAGGACACUAAAAACACUUCAUGCUACACGGCAACAGAAUUUCCGUGCUUUUGUUCUUGAUUUUUUCUUUGGAAAGAAGGAAUAGGGGAGAUUGAGGUUUGUUGUGGUGUUGGAAUAUAGUGUAUUGUUUAGGCUAUGAGAUUAAGAUAAGAUGUAAACAUGGUUUAGAUUUGAAGAGUACAAGGAUGUUUGAUGAAAUAGAAUGAGAUACAAUUCAAUUGUAUAUUAUAUGUAUGAUCAACAGAGUACUAUAAUAGAAUAUAUACACUACAACAAGAAUAGAGAAAAGGUGCAAUCUAGUUUAGCUGUUUUGUUUCUUGAUUUA
Messenger RNA from Ipomoea nil (Japanese morning glory), 1099 nucleotides. RefSeq names its product vesicle-associated membrane protein 724-like. The record is from RefSeq and is a predicted model, not a curated record. NCBI's taxonomy places the organism in Eukaryota, Viridiplantae, Streptophyta, Magnoliopsida, Solanales, Convolvulaceae. The transcript has 5 exons. The coding region runs from base 65 to 730 and encodes 221 amino acids. Gene Ontology annotation, biological process: vesicle-mediated transport. Gene Ontology annotation, cellular component: membrane.